GUGUGGGAGGCGUUGCGAUUUGAUCUAGAUGAUGUCGAUGCAAGGCGGUACACUGGAGCAAAUUGCAGCCCCGGAUGAGAUGCACUGCACGACAACUGCCUUGCGGAACAAGACAUCAGUUCCUGCCUUUGGGGUUCUCCAUCAUAUGAUGCGGUUACUUAUAAGCCGCGUUUCCUGCUCGAUUGACUUUGACAUGCCUCUACGUGUCGUCCGACCCAACACCCUCGCUUUGGCUCUCCAUCGACCCUAACAACGCGACCCGCAAGCCGGCUUGCGUACGCAUGCUUUUCAAUAUCACGGCAUCCCACGCCAGUCCGAUGGUCACGUACGUCCCUGGGGCACUGUGGAGGGAGACUAUGGACGGAAAUGCUACUGGCCAGUCAUCGGUGGAGACAUACCACUCGACAAGCGCCAUACAAGGGGAAGGAAGGGUUUUCUUCACCUGGUUCGGAUCGGGUUCCGUGUGGAUCUUUGGCGCACGCAGGCCGUCGUUGGGGCCAUAUCAAGUCCUACUCGACGGCCAGAGUACGAAGUUCCCAGGCUUCCGUGACAGCGAUACCGCGUCAGAUGAUGCUAUUCUCUUCCACCUACCCUCCAGUCUUCCCCCAGCUGUUCAUCGUCUCGAACUAAUCAACACUGGCGGGGACGCGUUGCAGCCCAUACUUGACCUGAAUCGUAUUGUAGUCCAAAAUGAAGCACCCAACGUGACGGAGAUCACGAGUAGAGACCCUAGAUGCAAAUGGGGCCCGACGGGCACCGGUUCCAAAGGUUGGUCAAACAAUGGGACUACAAGGCAAAAGCACAACAAACCAUGCGAUGGGGACCUUGAUGCUCAACUUCACGCCCGAGCCUCUAAAACUCAUCUGCUCAACGCGAGCCAAGGUUCGGGCAUCUCAGUCUAUGGAACCCUCAACCCAAACAGCUCGUCGUUUGCGGCCAUCGUUGACGGCUGGGCGUCGAACACACUCUAUCCAAACUCACAGCUCUGGCUUGCAUCAGAAGACGAAGAGUUGCUGUACACGACCUCUGGUCUGCUGCCCGGAAACCAUACGCUGGUCGUCCGGAACAGCCCGCCGUCGUGGA
Molecule: messenger RNA, 1083 nt
Organism: Phanerochaete carnosa HHB-10118-sp
Lineage: Eukaryota; Fungi; Basidiomycota; Agaricomycetes; Polyporales; Phanerochaetaceae
Exons: 7
Source: RefSeq, a predicted model, not a curated record